AUUCACUUCAAGACUAUUAAGUUUUCACUAUCGACAGUUCGAUUCAACCGCGUCAACCAAUACUUCAAGUUUCAGUUUGCAUUUCGAACCUCUUUGUAAUGACAUCGUUGGUAUUGCGAUUCAAGACGUGCCUCUAACUCUGCGACUCACGGGUAGAUGUAUCCAUUGAAGAAUAAUGAUUAGAUCAUUAAAAAAGAGAUGUUGAAUUCGCUUAGUCAAAAUGAACAACAUUAUAAGAAAUCAGGAUGCGGCCGGACUUAACACAAAACCCUCAUCCAGCGCCUCGUGGGUGUGCUCCGUAUUGCUAUCACUCGUCGUCUCUAUUAUCUGUGUAUUAGUACUCGUCUUGCUUGUGUGGAUAUAUUAUAGCAAUUAUAUGAAAAUGUACAGACCGUACAUCGAUGUGUCGCUAGAUGUUAAAUCGUUGGAUCUUGCUGAGAGUUUUAGAAUGUUGAGUUAUCUGAAGCAAAAGUCCUGAUGGCACGCAUCAUUUCUGCAUGAGAAGGACGUAUUUUUAGUACUGCCACAGCAGUAAAAUCCGAUCAGCUUUUCAUUCUCAUUUAGUAAUUUUAAUUUGAUAUCGUGUUCGUUUGAAAACACUCCUUAUUUUUCACAUAUAACUGCACCCUUAUUCUCGAGUGACUCGAAUGGAUUGAAUGUUUUUGGUGUUUUGGUAAGCAACACAAAUAUGCCACAUAGACAUAUACUUCUGAGAAAAAAGCCAUUUACUAUCAGAUACAUGCUCAAUACGGAAUAAUUGAAUAUUCUUAUUCUUUUGUCUCAAUAGCUAACAAAUGAGAUGAUCAUUCUAGUUUGUCGCUAAGUGUGUUCCAAUGCUAAUGGGCAUGCUUCAGCAAAGGCCACGGUUGAUAUGUUUGUUUGAUCUUAUCGUUUCGAAUGCAAAAUAAUAUUCUUUUGGGAGGCGUUCAUUUUUUCUU
Venturia canescens is the source of this 938-nucleotide messenger RNA. RefSeq lists its product as uncharacterized. NCBI's taxonomy places the organism in Eukaryota, Metazoa, Arthropoda, Insecta, Hymenoptera, Ichneumonidae. The transcript has a single exon. The record is from RefSeq and is marked provisional. Bases 221 to 478 code for a protein of 85 amino acids.